AUGAUUAAGCCCGUCCAAUCCAAAGACGCGUGGGACCCUUCCGAUUCGUACCAAGUGCCGCCAUCGCGACUCCCGCACUUGGACAUACCACCGCCAUCGUACCUUCCGCUCUAUAACGCGACCACGCAGCCAAUCUCGCCUAUACAGACAAUGCCUCGUCCGGCGCCGCUGCACUUCCAACCGCUGCAGGUUUCACCGGUUCAGUCUCCGUCGCUGCAGAUUUUGCUGUCGCGCCGUUGGCUUCCACCUGCGCCGCUGUAG
This is a messenger RNA of Peronospora matthiolae, 261 nucleotides long. Lineage: Eukaryota; Oomycota; Peronosporomycetes; Peronosporales; Peronosporaceae. The record is from the annotation of a GenBank genome assembly.